UCUCUCUCAGCUUUGCACAGGAAGUAUCAUGCUCUGCCCUGCCCCUGACGCUCCGCUUUAUCUCUGUGACAUAUGCAAACAGGGUGCAGAGCCUCACCCGCGCUGAGGAGCUGGGGUCCGUGCUGAGGCUUCUCCUCCACUCAGGCUGCUUCUCAGAUGAUCCGUCUGUCGCACACCUGCAGCCGGGCAUAGACUCAACAGCAGCAACAUGAGUUUACGGAAGCUACGCUUCAAGUGGUUCGGCAGCCUCACCAACAUCUCCUUCCGCCGCUCCACUGAAAAGUCCGAGUCCAAGUCUCCUCAGUCCAAGUCUGGGGCCGGAGGAGAGGCCGCGCCGGCUCAUGUCGUCCACUGUGUCUCCGGCGCCGCUAACACUCUGCCCCCCGUCGCCGAGGCGACGAUGGACGACAUGGACGGCGUGCGGCCUCGCACGGCCAGCUACGUCCGCUCCAGCGAGACCUACACACACGUGGGCACGCUGCCUCGGCUGCUGAUGAAGAAGAAAGACAAGAGUAGCAAAGGAGGCCCCAACAGCAGUAAGAAGAAUAAAGACAAAGGCAGCGUCAACACAAGCCAAAGCCAGAGACCUGCAGCGGGCAACAGCGGUGAAGCCCAGAAGCUCACAGCCGACUCAAUCAGGGAGGAAGAAGAAGCUGUAUGUAAAGCAGGCGCUGGGUUCAGUCAGGACACUGUGGCUGAGCCCAAGGCCCAGUUGGAGCCUGCAGGUGGGAGCAACGGAGCAAACACCCGGCACCGCUCCUCUGGAGCCACAUCGGCCUGUGAAGACGCGUCGCCCUCUGGUGGAUUAAUCCCGGUACUGCAACCUGAUUCUGCGACCGGUGCGGCAGAUGUAGGCUCGAGUCCUGGGAGUCCAGCAGCUCCACGCAACCAGGCUACUGGUCAGAUCCAGGUUGAUGGAGCAGAGUCUGGGUCUGAAGAGCUGAUCAAUGGAGCACAUCAAGACAACAAAAACUCUGACGACAUUUACAUCCUCAUGGAGCCAGCGGAGAGACAGUCUGAAUACGUCCAGUUCUCCAAGGAGAAGUACCUGCUGGAGUCUCCCCCCGAGAAGCUGCGCAAGGAGCUGGAGGAGGAGCUGAAGCUGAGCCCAGCCGACAUCCGGAGCCACGGCUGGUACCACGGACACAUACCCAGAGAGGUGUCGGAGACUCUGGUUCUGCGCAACGGGGACUUCCUGGUGCGCGACUCUCUGACCAGCGUGGGCGACUACGUCCUGACGUGUCGAUGGGACAACGAGGCGCUGCACUUCAAGAUCAGCAAAGUCCUGGUGAAGUCCAACGAGACGAAGGUGCAGUAUGUGCUGGAGUCCGACUCCUUCGACUCGGUGCAGGAGCUGGUGCGCUUCUACGUGGGCCAGCGGCGGCCCGUGUCCCAGUCCAGCGGCGUGCACGUGUACUGCCCGGUCAGCAGGACGCUGCCCCUGCGCUACCUGGAGGCCACGUUCGCCCUGUCCACCGGCAAGCAGGGCUGCCCCUACUCCCCCUCCAGCCAGAGGGGCGCCUACAUCAAGAGGCGCAGCGUCACCAUGACGGACGGGCUCACCGCCGACAGGAUGAUGGCGCACAGCCCGUCGACCAUCCACCACCACAAAGACGCGAUGCGUAACUGUGCCAUGAGCAUGGACCAGAUCCAGGAGUACCGCUGCCCGCUGUCGCCUGUGGGCGAGACCCCGACCCCCGCGUACACUGCCAUCACCAGGCAGAGGGCCCACUCGGGUGGGCGGAUCCUGGCCGUGGUCCCGCCCUCGCCCGCCACGCGGCGCUCCAGCGACCCUCAGCUCAGCCCCACGGCGGGCGCCCCCCCCCCCGAGCGGCCGGCGCUCGCCUCCCACUCGCCCGCCCACCACCCCGGCUGCCGGUCGCGCUCCCCGGAGACGGCGGGCAGCUACUGCGACCUCCGGCCCUGCGCCGCCGGACCCCCCAAGCCCCCCACCAAGGGCUACGUGGAGCGCCUGCGGGUGGAGGAGGGGAGGGCGGAGGCGGCGCGGGAGGACGGGGAGGGCGUGUUCAGCAUCCCGCAGGUGGAGACGACGUCAUCCUUCAGGCCGUCCAGGUACGAGUCGCGCCUCAUGCCGGCCGAGAACAAGCCCCUGGAAAUGACAGUGCUGAAGAAAGUGAAGGAGCUGCUGGCGGAGGUGGACGCGAGGACCGCGGCCAAACACAUCACCAUGGUGGACUGCAAGGUCGCGAGAAUAUUCGGCGUGACCUCGGAGCUGCAAAGGAUGAUGGGAGUGUCCUCGGGGUUGGAGCUGCUGACGCUUCCGCACGGACACCAGCUGAGGCUUGACCUGCUGGAGCGGUUCUACACCAUGUCCAUCAUGAUGGCCGUGGACCUGCUGGGCUGCACGGGCAGCACGGAGGAGAGGGCCGCCCUGCUGCACAAGACCAUCCAGUUAGCGGCGGAGCUGAAGAGCACCAUGGGCAACAUGUUCGGCUUCGCUGCAGUGAUGAGAGCCCUGGAGCUGCCGCAGAUUUCCCGCCUGGAGCAGACGUGGGUGACGUUGCGGCAGCGGCACACGGAGGGCGCCAUCCUGUACGAGAAGAGCCUCAAGCCCUUCAUGAAGAACAUGAACGACGGCAAAGAGUCCGGCGCGCUGUCCGGCGCCACCUUCCCACACGUGCUGCCCGUCCUGUCGCUGCUGGAGCGCGGCGUGGCGCUCGGCGAGGCGCCGGAGCCGUGGGAGAGCGCCGAGGCGGGCGUGGACGUGGUCAUGUUCCACCUGGAGGCCGCCCGCACCGUGGCCCACCACGGGGGCGUCUACCGCUGCAACGCCGAGGCCAAGCUGCAGGGGAUCCAGGAGCGAGCGGAGCUGCAGGAGGUCUUCCAGACGGAGUUCCAGAUGCGGCUGCUGUGGGGCAGCCGCGGCGCCGAGGGCGGCCAGUCGGAGCGCUACGAGAAGUUCGACAAGGUGCUGACGGCGCUGUCGCACAAGCUGGAGCCGCCCGUGCGCCACAGCGAGCUAUAGCGGCCGCCGCCCGGAGCCACCCGGAGCCGGGUCUGGGUUUGGGUCCGGCGUGAACACCGGACGGAGAGGCAGCUACAGGAGCACGUGCAGGACAGAGAGGUCCGCUCACCCGCCGCACGCGUUGCACUGACUCUGACCUCCGCCUCACUUACAGGACGGAGAGUUCGGCCACACAGAACUGUGAACCUCAAUAAAACACACACGCGCUCGUUUCCCAACAACUGCUGUCACACACUGUAGCAGGAACUCCAACAAUAACUCAUAUAGAUGUUUGCUGAUGCGACUGAAUGUGCGAACAUGUAUGUUUACAUUCCUUCAUUUCUGUGCUUCAUCAAUGUUUCAUGUGUUUUGUUUUGUUUUUGUCUUAUUUAUUCACUAUGAUCAAAAUCAUAGCAGAUCCCAGAGUCUCAUUAAAACUGUAUCAGGUGAGCUUUUAAUGAAUGCAUCAGACAUGAAACAUUUGCAGAAAUAAUGCGACAACUUCAACACGAGGACAAGCAUGAAGCUGGAGACAGGUGUUUUAAAGCAAUGUUUCGCUCUGUAUAGAGGCAUUUAUGAACGCGCUGUGACUAUGACCUCGACAGUUUGUGGCUGCUAAUGUAAAUUUACAGUUUUGAUGCAUGCAGCUAUAAAUGUUGUACUAAGUCAAAUGUUGCUUUAAACUAAUACUUAAAAAACAAAUGAGGAUUUGUCAGACUUAGAUACAGAUGAGUCAGAGACGCCCCAUGUCACUGGACAGAUGCAGAAAAAUUGACAUCAUUCUUUAAUUUAAAGUCUGUGUAAAAAACGUAUCUUUAAAGUAAGAUAUUGCUUUUUUUUGUAUGAUUUAAAUCCUAAUUGUUGUACGUCACUGGGAUUACAUGGUGUAAACUGCUACAGUGUUAAAUCAUUGUUCUACUUACAGUGUACAGGCCUGAAAACCAACUUUUACGGGUUUGUAAUCAUUUCCCCCUUGAAGAAAACAAAUCUGUCACGAACCCCUACGGCACUUUCUGGAAAUCUCCUCUAUUAUUUUCUUUAUUUAUAACCUUUCUUGCCAAAUUGAUAAUCCAUACACAAACAAACAUCAUAUCAUAUAUAAAUGAAAACAUUUUAAAAUGUCAAUGUAUCCUACAGUUGCAUAUUAGAAAUAUCUUGAACCAUAUUUGAAGUCAUGUUAAUGAGCCAAUUGCAGUUCCCACUGUUGUACAGCAGGGGGCGACGUUUGUCAGCAUAGAAGACUGACUCAUUAUUUGUAACGGGAAAACAGACACAUAUGUUUGUGCUUUGAGACCAAGAGGAUGCCUGCUGCUUUACGUUUGAUAUUUUCUAACUCAUGAUGGAAUGUGUUCUUCUUCUUUUGUGCUAAACGGGAAUGUACCAAGCGUGUGGUUUCUCCUGUUGCACGCAACAGGAACGUGAGCGAUAACCUUGAAAAGCAAAGCAGCGUAAUGAAUAAGGACGAUCUCGUGUUUGUUCGUUUGUUUUUUUACGUACUGUACAUAACAAUUCACUUUUUUCAAAAUAAAAGAAUUGCUUGUG
This is a messenger RNA of Betta splendens (Siamese fighting fish), 4507 nucleotides long. RefSeq names its product SH2 domain containing 3Ca (gene sh2d3ca). NCBI's taxonomy places the organism in Eukaryota, Metazoa, Chordata, Actinopteri, Anabantiformes, Osphronemidae. The record is from RefSeq and is a predicted model, not a curated record. Gene Ontology annotation, biological process: small GTPase-mediated signal transduction; positive regulation of peptidyl-serine phosphorylation. The coding region runs from base 209 to 2986 and encodes 925 amino acids. Gene Ontology annotation, molecular function: guanyl-nucleotide exchange factor activity; phosphotyrosine residue binding. The transcript is spliced from 15 exons.